AUGAAUGCGCUAACAUCAGACCACCCGUCAGCAGAAGAUUGCAGCAGCAGCAACUUUCAAGAAGCAGCGCGACGACGUCCUCCACUGCCACCACCACCACCACCACCGGCACCGUUUGCGACGUCGUCUUCUUCGCCCCCUCCAUCAAGCACGUUAUCGCUAGCUGUGGCAAACAACCCGACACAACACAACCAUCAUCAUCAGCACAGCGCCAGCCAGCUGCGACGUCAGCAGUUUCCUUCGGCGGGUCGCAAAGCACAGCCCCGCCAGCGUGGAGCAGCCAGUGGACCGUCUGCUUCCCCGGAACGACAACAGCCCCACGAUGACAACCCGGCGGGCAGCGGAACAACGGCCGCAAGCGUAGUGACGGAUCGGCCACCAGCGGCGGGCAAUGGUAACGUGGCAGCAACGGCGACGGAUCCGAAGUUCGAACAACCGAGUGAUAACGGCGGACAGUUGAGCGGUGGACACACAACCGUGGACGAGAAGACUCGCCGGUACAAUCGCAUCAGCAUGAUAAUCAUUUACGGGCGCGAGGCGCUCUGCAUACUGGCCCUGAUACUGACGACGUACGCGACGAUCCAGAACAGUCCGCCCAAGGUGUCGAAAGCACCGCCGGCGGUGCCGUUCUUUGCGAAGGGUUCGCUGGUGAGCGAUUGGCCGACCGGGGCGCUCGGUACGACCCAGACGCGCGUUUCCGUGUCGGAACUUUCGCUCGUACUGUACUACGCGCCGUGGUGUGCGGAGAGUCAGUACGCGCGCCAUGCGUACGAGCAGGUGGCACAGCUGUACUACCGCGAGGCACACUUUGCCGCCAUAAACUGCUGGCAGCCGGGUGGAGAGUGUCGCCAGCGGUACACCAAGGUACAGUCGUGGCCGGUACUGAUGGCGUAUCAGCCGAGCGGGCUGGCCGUGCAGUAUCAUGAGGCGUGGACGACGGCCGCCCUGUCGCGGUUCGUACAGUCGCUCAUGCUGCCGCUGCACCGGUUCGCCAGUCCGGGUGAUCUGAUGGAUCAUAUGACCGGGAAGGAUGCGGUGGUGGUUGCAUUUUUAGACGUCGGUCUGGAUAGCAAAAUCUACCAGCGGUACUACCAAGCCUCACUGAAAUGGCUCGAGAAGGAUCCGUUCCAGGAGGUAUCGUUCGGGGUCGUUACGGGCGAAUCUGCCCAAAUGUUUGGCGUAGAGAUGGUCCCCUCAAUCCGCCUGUACCUUUGGAAUGAAACUAUUGAAUACGAAGGAAAUAGCCCCCGGUGGACACCACAAGACCUAAACGCCUGGAUCCAAAAGCAACUGCACGUGGUCUCGCUGUGGGUAUCCCCGCCCGGCAACAUAAAAUCAUUCACCCUCGACCCAUACUUUCGCCAAGGGCCGGCACUUAUCCUUUUCACCCCCCGCCCGCUCUACGAGGACAGUUGCGAUGCGUACAUGAUGCUGCGCCAGCUCAGCAUGCAGUACUACAACUGUCCCGGGGACGCCUGGAUACUGGAAAUGGCGCGCGAGUACAUUGCCGAACAGCGUGCCGCCAAUGUGGCACGGUACGAGCAGAAACGGGAGCACUGUGCGCGUGUACUCGGCCGUCAUCCAUCCCAGGACGAUGAGGACGAUGACGAAUCGUCACCCGGGAACCGUCGCAAUCGGUGCAAAGAUGGUUUCAAAUCGACCGUCUCGGUAUCGUUUGUGAACGUGCUCAAUACGUCAAAGUUUGUCGACGGUAAGCCGGUCGGUGGGGGAAAACCAUCGUCUGCAGGGGAGUACUGUGACAUAGCGCCUGCGAUGGACUGCGCCAAGCACGAAGAGUGUGGUGCAUUCGGACCGGAAGGGCCCCGCAAACCUAGCCUUAUGUGGCAAUCACGUGAUGCAUGUACCGGACGAAGACACAAUGAAGCGGAAUCGGGCUACGACCAGGAGCAAUCGAGUGCAACGUCCAUGAUCGAUGCCGAGCAUGAUUACCGUGGUCCGAAGCUGCUUACCCGACAACGCGUACGCCGUCAGUGUGAGCUGUUGCAGCUGGCCGAAGCGGAAAAGACGAACGUGUUCUUCACCGAGCCGGAAAGACAGAAUGAAUCGAUGGAUUACUACGCCGCGAUCGGUGGACUGUCCUGCAAGAGCAACAAAACGCUCACCUUCCUCAGCAUGGACAGCAAUCUGUACCACGCGUUCGGCGAGCGGUUGGGUGUGGAUGUGCUGAACGAACCGAACCGUACCGUGGCGUUCAUCGUGGACCAUACCGACGAGUCGGCGUACGCGCUGCGGGAUCCGAUCAAUCUGCACACACUGUCGAAAUUCGUGCACGACUACUACAACCGAUCGGUGCAGCGAUUUUUGCGCUCGAAAGCGACGACCUACGCGCACACGCACGCGUUCAACGCGGACAGGUACGUGGAGCAGGAGCGGGGCUAUCUUGAAAUGCAUAGGAAAGCGCUAGCCGAAGCUAGAGCUAAGGCGGAAGCGGAGUCAAAGCAGCGAAAACAAACCGUGGAAGCGACGAACAAGCAGACAAAGGCCGGAUCCAAGCCAGAGCCUACUCCCACAUCGCCACCCCCCGAGCGAGCCCACACUGCUGCGCCCACUUACCGCCGGGUGCGGGAGAUUACCUCGAGCAACUUCCAGCGCACGGUGCUCGAAUCGAACCGUACCGUCGUGGUUAGCUUCUACUCCGCCCAGUGUGCCUUUUGCUACAUCCAAGCGCACCAUCUGCUCACCGUGUCGCACAUGCUGCGCCAUCAGCCGGGCCUGUGGUUCGUGCGCAUCGAUGGCGAGCUGAACGAUCUGCCCUGGGAGUACACGAUGGAUGUCUUCCCGUCGCUUAUCAUCUUUCCGCGUGGAAGAAAAGCGGACAGUCGUAUCUUCCCCGAAACGUUGCAAAUCAACGUACCGAACCUGAUCGGCUUCAUCCUGUCUAACCUCACGCCGGCGGAACGUUUGCAUGCCAACUUUUUGCUCUGUUCCGAUGUGAACGCAGCCUCGCGCACCGGUUGUCUGGUAAUGCUCAAGCGCGAACUGUCCGACGGCAUCCGGUUAAGCUUGCUCGACUGGCGCCGGGCAACGGACAAUGCCUGCGAGCGGGACCGCAUCGUCCGGCGGCUGCAGCUGCUAAAACAAGCGUAUCUGGGCACCCUGCGCUGUCUUAGUCAUUCCUGUGAUCUUACGCAGCUGGCGAACGAGCGGAAGCGGAUCUUCCAGCUGUGGACGGAGCCAAGCUGCAGCCGGCUGUUGUGAUCGUUUGCCGCGGAUCCGCCAAAUAGCGCCCGGGAAUGGGGGCGUUGGGAAAUAAGGCUGAUCAGUGUGAGGUUUUAUUGUUUAGCUUUCCGUUCAUUGUUGGUAUUGUUUAUUUUUUACUGUUUUAUCGUACUAGCACGCUUACACUAGGCAAACAACACAAAAAUUAUUGUGCACAGGUGGAUAUUGCAAUACCCUAGGGGGCUCCCCGAUCCGUUACGGUUAAGACAUUUUUGUGAAUUAUUUACUUAUUUAAAGUACCCUUAUGUCCCAAACUAGCUGCAGUGGAGCAGUAGUUUGAUGCUCACACUAGGUGAAAUAUUAUUUAAAAUGAAAAGGAAAUGAAUCCACUGGCAAUUGGAGACACAGCAUAGGAGAAGUAAAAGAGUAUUCGUUCGUUUCUACCGUAGCAAUAUGGCUUCCGUACAACCAACAAUUCUCCUCACGUGGUUUUGUGCCACUUUUUCCUUAAGUAUUCUCACAGUUAAAAUGAUAUUACACGCUGGGAACGUAGUUAAAAGGACGUACCGAUGUACGUGCCCGCCCAUGUCCUUACUUAUCCUCAAUAACAACAGGCAGCAGCAGCAGCAGGACACUAUUAGCCGCCCUUUCCACUGUAAAUAUAGUGCAAAACACAGUUUAAUUAGGCAAAAACAAAACAAGGCUAAACGUACGCAUUAUAAGGCUUGCGUUUUGAGGAAAGCGAAAGAAUGCAGCAGUUCGCUCUCCCUAUCGUGCUAGAACAGUCGGCUAGAACUUGAUAGGAACACAAAAACACACUCUCGCGGGAUACAAGGUAUCCGGCCGAUAGUUUAAUAAAGAGAAUGAUAAGAGGUCUUAUGAGCAUGAAAAAGUG
Messenger RNA from Anopheles merus, 4075 nucleotides. Its product is annotated as thioredoxin domain-containing protein 11. NCBI's taxonomy places the organism in Eukaryota, Metazoa, Arthropoda, Insecta, Diptera, Culicidae. The coding region runs from base 1 to 3219 and encodes 1072 amino acids. The record is from RefSeq and is a predicted model, not a curated record. The transcript is spliced from 5 exons.